AAAUCAAUAAUAAUAAUAAUGGCCGAUUUAAAGAAAAGUGAUAAAAUAGGCAUCGUUGGCAGUGGGCUCAUCGGACGCUCGUGGUCCAUGCUGUUCGCCUCGGUUGGCUAUCAGGUGACGCUCUAUGACAUCCUGCCCGAGCAGGUGCAGGGCGCACUGACUGCGACGCAAAAGGAAUUGCUGAAUCUGGAGACGAAGGGUCUGCUGCGUGGCAAAUUGACUGCAAAGGAUCAAUUUAGUUGUAUUUCGGGCACCAACGACAUCAAGGAGCUGGCCAAAGGCGCUUUCUUUAUACAGGAGUGUAUACCCGAGAAGUUGGAGUGGAAACAAGAGCUGUUCAAGAAGCUCGACGAUGUGGUUGAUAGCAACACAAUAUUGUCCAGUUCCACAAGCACAUUUCUACCGUCGCUGUUCACUGCCAACUUGAAGCACAAACACAACACUGUUGUCUCGCAUCCCGUCAAUCCGCCCUACUAUGUGCCGCUGGUGGAGAUUGUGCCAGCGCCAUGGACCAAGCCAGAGGUUGUCCAAAGGACUCGCGACCUAAUGGAUGAAAUUGGCCAGAAGCCCGUCACGCUGUCGCGUGAGAUUGAAGGCUUUGCCCUAAAUCGCAUUCAAUAUGCCAUCUUGAAUGAGACGUGGCGUCUGGUUGAAUCCGGCAUACUCAAUGUCCGGGAUAUUGACAGCGUCAUGAGCGAUGGUCUGGGCAUGCGUUAUGCCUUCCUGGGCCCACUGGAGACGGCGCAUCUGAACGCCGAAGGAAUGGCCAACUAUUUUGAGCGCUACUCGAAAACGAUCCAUGCCGUCAGCGUGACAAUGGGCGACACUCCCAAAAUGGAGGGACCCACUGCUGUCGAGAUUGCCAAGCAGCUGAACGAUAUGGUGCCACUGGACAAACUAGUCGAACGUCGGACUUAUCGCGACAACUGUCUGACUCAUCUCAGCAUUUUGAAGAACAAGCUCAAUGACAAGUAAAUCAAAUCAAACAAGUCACAUGAAAUUACAUGAAAUUAAAUGCUAAUUUAUUCAGAACUAACAAUUACUAAUUGUGAUUUACAAGAAGAAAAGAAAAUACAAGCAUUUCAUUUGAUCUUA
Drosophila grimshawi is the source of this 1095-nucleotide messenger RNA. RefSeq names its product lambda-crystallin homolog (gene Had1). Gene Ontology annotation, molecular function: NAD+ binding; oxidoreductase activity, acting on the CH-OH group of donors, NAD or NADP as acceptor. NCBI's taxonomy places the organism in Eukaryota, Metazoa, Arthropoda, Insecta, Diptera, Drosophilidae. The coding region runs from base 19 to 975 and encodes 318 amino acids. The transcript has 3 exons. The record is from RefSeq and is a predicted model, not a curated record. Gene Ontology annotation, biological process: fatty acid metabolic process.